GUGUCAGCGGACACGAGAAUGUAUCUGAGAUGUAGUGCGGCCUUUUCGGAGCCCGACGAUUCUCACACAGCCGGCAUGCAGACCGGGAGUGUGACUAGUAUCAGCCGUCGUUUCUUGCUCAGCUGGCAGACCGCCAUCAAGACGUACGCAGGGCCGUUUAUGAGCCAUGCUGCUGGAGACUGCAGGCCUAGGCCACAUAGAAUCAUCCUGACUGGCGCCGCAAUCGUCUACGGUUCCAGGGCGCCUUCCGCUGAGCGGACACAAGCACCGAAUGCAGCGAUGGUAGGUUCUGCAUUGGUAUAUGCCCACCCUAAGUUCUUCGGCCAGUACUGCAGCUGGAUUCAAAGUAACUGGGGUUUCACGGGAGCACAGCCACAGGCGGAAGUGGGAGGAGUCUCUUUUCACUUCCGAUAUGGCUGUGAACAUUGGUCCAAUUUUAUAUUUUACUACAUCAUCUGA
Molecule: messenger RNA, 459 nt
Organism: Branchiostoma floridae (Florida lancelet)
Lineage: Eukaryota; Metazoa; Chordata; Leptocardii; Amphioxiformes; Branchiostomatidae
Exons: 3
Coding region: 19-459 (146 amino acids)
Source: RefSeq, a predicted model, not a curated record